Lobosporangium transversale is the source of this 1066-nucleotide messenger RNA. Its product is annotated as serine hydrolase FSH. Gene Ontology annotation, cellular component: cytoplasm; nucleus. NCBI's taxonomy places the organism in Eukaryota, Fungi, Mortierellomycota, Mortierellomycetes, Mortierellales, Mortierellaceae. Bases 57 to 854 code for a protein of 265 amino acids. The transcript has 6 exons. The record is from RefSeq and is a predicted model, not a curated record.
UUUUUUUUUUCUUCAUUCAACUUAUUCUUCUUUCAUCGCAUUGGUUUUGUUAAUUAAUGAUGCUUAAAAUACUCUGUCUACACGGCUAUACUCAGAAUGCACUAUCGUUCACUAAAAAGACCGCCGUCUUCCGUAAAGCACUCAAGGAUGUUGCUGAUCUCGUCUACGUCACAGCACCGCACGUCGUUCCUAUUCCAACAUUAGGGACCCCAGAAGAGCGUGAGAAUGAUGAGCUAGAUAAUCUAGGGCCUGAGGAUGCCUCCUAUGGCUGGUGGACAUCAUCACCGGAGAAACCUACUUAUAAAGGAUUUGAUGAGAGUUUAUCAGAGCUUCGGUCUGUGCUUGAGAAAGAGGGACCUUUUGACGGUGUUAUGGGGUUUUCACAGGGUGCAUCAAUGGCGAGUCUAUUACAGCUAUUGUUAGAACGACCUUAUUUAUCCCCGAUCAUGAGUGGGUGCCGACAUGAUCCUUUCAAGUUUGCUAUUAUUGUCUCUGGAUUUGAACCUCGAGAUCCGGAAAAGAUAGGAUGGUAUACCAAUAAAUAUCCUAUCCUGACACCUCGGAGACCCCCAAGAUCAACCACUGGCAACCACAUUAGUGAUGAUGAGAUGGAUUUAGAGGAUCAAGAGGAUAAAGAAAAUAUUGAGCCAGAAUCUCUUCAUGGUGUUCAAGGUGCUAGUAUGCAUGUCAUUGGACGAACAGAUGUUAUUAUCACGCCAGAGCGCUCUGAGGAGCUAUUAAAGCAUUAUCAGUAUAGACCACCUGUGACAUUAUAUCAUGAUGGUGGACAUUAUAUGCCUUCGAAUGCAGCGAGUCGGCAGGCUUAUAAAUCAUUUGUUCGAUCUUUCAUGUAGAGGAAGUGUAGACCUUGAUUCCAAGUCAGAAAGAUCAAAGAGGAUCAGGGAAAUUGUUACAUGACAAGGGAUACGAGUCAAGGGGUAUCAGACCAAUAGACAAAGGAUAUUCACCUUAGACAGUUUAUCAGAUUAGAUUGAUGAUCAACUCUUUAGUAUAUCCAACCACAUAACUUUGUAUAUAAAACUAUAUAUGUAUCUUCUUGUAUGGC